Serpula lacrymans var. lacrymans S7.9 is the source of this 2913-nucleotide messenger RNA. RefSeq lists its product as uncharacterized. The record is from RefSeq and is a predicted model, not a curated record. The coding region runs from base 1 to 2913 and encodes 970 amino acids. The transcript is spliced from 8 exons. Lineage: Eukaryota; Fungi; Basidiomycota; Agaricomycetes; Boletales; Serpulaceae.
AUGGCCCGUUUCAGUGCCAAUGUGAGCGACAGCAGCGACGACGAAGACAACCUUUACACAGCUGGAAACACGAACAAGUCCUCUUCCAGGUAUGCGGUGAAAAGCAAAGCAAGGGCUCGUGAUUCGGAGGAGUCAGAGGAGAGUGAAGACGACGAAAUGCUCGAGGAUGAGGACGAAGAUGAGGAUGAGGAUGAAGACACAGAGGACGGAUCGUCAGUCUCGGGCUCAUCCAACAUGCACGAAGAAGAACUUGUCGUUUCGCGUUCACGCAGCUCUAGCAAGCAAAACAGAAACGCGCUCGUCGAAGACUCGGACGGCGAAUACCGCUACGCUCAUGAAGUCAACGGUCGCACUCGGUCUCCCACUUCAUCAAGGUCAGACUCUGAAUCAGAUUCUGAUUCCCCGUCUGCUCCACGCCACGAAAGCUCUGCUGUUAUUCCAUGGGCUAGACAUGUAGGUGUGGACGCUCAAAAGAUGCAUGUCAUGCAGACCUCGCUGUUUCGCAUGCCAGAGGAGGCAGCUGCACUCAAGGCCAUGAAUCGUCCUGCACGCUUACGAUUUCAACUCUCACCAUCAGUAAGCCGCAAACACAGCCGGGAUUCGGAAGGAGACGGGCUGCGAAUCGAUCCUCGAGAAAGGGCUUCUUUUGCGCACGAUAUAGAUCCUCUCCCUUUUCGUCCCACACGAAAAUAUUCUAGAGUGGAGAGCUCGGCAUCAUCAGUGGUGGGCAACGAGAAUGCUCUGGCUGAUGCUGGUUUAACCUUAGGUCGCUCUUUCCGCUCAGGCUGGGGUCCAAAAGGCGCACUUGUUCAUCUGGGUCAUUUGUGUGGCCCUGACAGCCAGCUAGAAAUAUCAGCCAACACAUCGGCUAUUUCUAAAACUUCAGUGCCAUUAUUCCAUGGAUCAGCAGACGAGUCUACUAGUCGGAUAUCGCGGCUGCUACAAUACCACCUUAGCAGUACAGUCAUUGCUCGGGAUGAGUAUGAUAUUCCAUUCGCUGACCCAUCGAGUGACAUGUGCUUCGCUUCUCUCGCAUCACUUUACCCACCCACCGAUCACUCCUACGAAGCUUCCCUUUUCCGACUUGGGCACGCUCUAUUUGACCAACUGGAUCUUCGAGUAGGGACAGAGCUUACUGCUGACGUCCGAAAUCGCAUAACUUCCAUUCGCCGCAAGGUGGCAUUGUCCGCCUGGUUGGAAGAGGCCGUAACACCUUCAGUAGAUGCCGAGAUCAAGCGCCAGACGUCAGCAAAUUCUGCAGCCCUCGUUUAUACCCAUUUGACGGGAAAUCAGAUAGAAAAAGCCUGUGAUGUUGCCAUGGAUGGUGGUAAUGUCAAGUUGGCGAUCUUGAUCUCACAAGCCUCAGGUGACUUCGAGUUUAGAGAGGAUUUGCGGGAACAGUUGCAAGUAUGGCGGGAGCAACGUAUAGAUGUUCACGUCGACGAGAACGUACGGAGAAUAUAUGCGCUGCUAGCAGGAAUAUUAGAUGUAGUAGAAGGAUCGAAAGGGAGCAGUCUCGAGCGAUGCAUAGACGUUGAUCCGAUCAGUGGACUCGAUUGGAAACGUGCAUUUGGAUUGCACCUGUGGUUCUCCGAGCCGAUGGAUGCCCCUAUAGCCAAAGUAUUCGAAUCAUACGAACGCUCUUUGAAGGAAUCGCCCGCACGGGUGGCAAGCCCAUAUCCCUGGUAUCUACAAAAUCAAUCACAGCACGCACGCGGCCACCCAUCUCCUAUAUCCCCAUCCUCAGCGCACCCAGAUGCUCUAUUUUCGAUGAUCAGGUUGCACGCACAGCCAUCGUGCUCCCUCUCACAGGUGCUUGCACCACUCUCUUUCGGCCCGUCACCCAUGGAUUACUCUCUACCUUGGCACAUGUAUAUUGUCCUUUCCCGCUGUAUGCGCGUACGUGAUUUCUCAGAUCGAAGUGGGGUACACAGGGAUUCGAUGAGCGGCGAUGAGGACGACGAAGUACGCCUAGAAGGGCAUAGCCCCAGUGCAGAUCUCUUAGCGAGUAGUUACGCACAGCAGCUCGAGCAGUUAGGUAUGUUACAGGAGGCAAUAUUCGUCCUACUGCAUAUCGAAGGACCCACUGGGAGAGAAAAGGCGAUCAAGGAUCUACUCUCGCGAUCAGCCGAGAAGUUGGAUGAGUGGAUGACACUGGGCGUGCUCGGUAGCUUAAAGAUUCCCCUGUCGUGGGUGAACGAAGCAAAGGCGCUGUAUGCAAUUCAUAACAGAAAAAUAUUUGAAGCAUACGAACUGUAUAUCGCAGCCGGUCUUUUCCAGGCAGCGCAUGAUCUCGCUGUCACUGAGCUUGCACCAGAAGCCAUUAUCCGUCAAGACUUCGAUCUCCUCAAAUCAUUGUUUGCCAAAAUGGUCAACAAAUCCAUCGAUGGAUGGCAUCUACGGGGCAAGGCAUUUGUUGACUAUGCACAUGCAAUGACUCGUCUUCCUGAGCUACACGAACACUUGAGUGAUCAUACAGCCAUCCCGGAUGCAUCUCAAGAGCUCGAGCUGGACGAACUUUCGCGCAGCAUACCCAAGCUUAUUGGCAUUUUACCCGACGUUCUAUGUAGCCCAUUGGAUCCACGUCAUAAAGUGGCUCUUGCCGAAAUGAUAUCUGGUCUUACCUCCAUGCUUGAUCUAGUGAAACCUCUAGCCUUGUCACAACCGCAUUUCCGGCUAAUAGUGGCUGACGAGACUACCAAAUUACGCCACCUUCAUACGACUGCGUAUGAUCGAUUCUUGAAGUCUAUUCAAGUCUCCUAUCUGUAUCUCGCAGUAUCAGGACCCCAACAGCUCGGAUACCUUGGAUGUCUAAUUUUAGGCCUGUACUGCAGUUUAGCAUAUUUUAAAAUCUACGUUACGGGAAACAAUGAAUCUUCUUCGACAGAAGACGACGAUCCAACCAUUUUUUGA